GUCGCCAGUAUAGACCUUUCAGCCCAAUUUAUACUGCACUACAUCCUCUUUCUUAUCCCCAUUCAUUCGCUACUUACUCCCAUCAGUCUGCCGUAACUGUGGGAGCACAUCAACGCGCCCUCGUGCGGCGCGACCCAUGCUCGCUCGCGUGCCGAUCUUUUUGCGAUCUCUGCCUCCUCCGCAUCUUGCACCGCGCCUUCCACUUCCUCCGUCCCCCUUCUCCUUUCCUCUGUCUGUAGCAUAGUACUCGCCAUGACCGACAUCAAUACCGUCGCCAAGCAGUUCACCGAUUUCUACUAUACCACCUUCGACACGAACCGUGCCGAUCUGCAGGGCCUCUACCGACCCAACUCGAUGUUGACGUGGGAGGGCAACCAAAUCUUAGGAGCCUCCGACAUCGCCGAGAAGCUCACCUCGCUCCCCUUCGAUAAGGUGCAGCACAAGGUCACCACGCUGGACGCGCAGCCGUCCGACCCGACGCUGUCGAACAUGAUUGUCAGCGUAACCGGCCUUCUGCUGGUGGAUGACAAUCAGCACCCCCUGCAAUUCAGUCAGGUCUUCCAGCUCGUUCCUGAGGGCGGCAGCUUCUAUGUCUUCAACGACAUCUUCCGUCUCAACUACGGUGCAUGAUCCCAGGCUAGGCCAGGAACAGCACUGGUGGAGUCCCGGAGCAUCUAACAGUAUGAAUUGCGAACUGGGUAGAAGGAAUUGGAAGGUUGUACGUCAAGAAUUGUUGUUGCUAUAAUACAUUCUCCGUGUUUUGUAA
This is a messenger RNA of Rhodofomes roseus, 766 nucleotides long. RefSeq names its product nuclear transport factor 2. NCBI's taxonomy places the organism in Eukaryota, Fungi, Basidiomycota, Agaricomycetes, Polyporales, Fomitopsidaceae. Gene Ontology annotation, cellular component: nuclear pore central transport channel. Gene Ontology annotation, biological process: protein import into nucleus. Bases 253 to 630 code for a protein of 125 amino acids. The transcript has 5 exons. The record is from RefSeq and is a predicted model, not a curated record.